AUGCAGUGGCGACGAGCCCUGGGCGUGGCGCUGGCGCUGGCGGCGCUGGGGCGUUCCUGGAUGGAGAUCGCUCCGGCGCGCUUCUCGGAGCAUGCGAACUGGCUGAUCCCCCAGCGGUUGAUGGUAGGUCGGUAUCCCUAUGUGAGUCCGGUCUACUGCCCAUCGGAAGCCGAAGCCAAAGAUCAGCUUCAAAGCUUGCUGCAGGCUGGGAUCACCACCUUUGUUUGCCUGCAGUCGGAGCUGCCCGAACAGUUCGCCCCCUGGCCUCGCGGUGGAAUUCACGUGCCGGGCUUCGCUGGUGCCUUCCAGCCAUAUGGCGCGCGGGCGCAACAGCUGGCGUUGAGGACCGAGCUGCACUUCUUGCACAACCCCAUUGCAGACCUGGGCACCCCAGGACUCUCGGAGCUUUCCACCUUGGUCGGCGACCUGAAAGAGCGCUUGCUCAGCGACCAGCGGGUCUACGUGCAUUGCUGGGGCGGCCGCGGCUGGAGCGGUGUGGUCGCAGCUUGCCUGUUGGGAGCUUUGCACCCAGAGCUUUCUGCUGAUGAGGCUUUGCAGCUGGUGCAAGUGGGAUACACUUCCAGGUGGGUGCUUGUCACUGUGACCCCCAUGGUUUGGUGCAUUUGUCAGAGUUAUUUUUGUGCUGGGCACUUGAUGAUGGUGUAA
Messenger RNA from Durusdinium trenchii, 666 nucleotides. Lineage: Eukaryota; Dinophyceae; Suessiales; Symbiodiniaceae. The record is from the annotation of a GenBank genome assembly.